UUUGCUCUUUUCUUAGUCACUUUCCAAUCUGGCCAGACUUGUGAUGACAGUUCGCGAGAAGACUUGGCUUCAAUGAUCACUGAAGCUCCUAGAUUCCCGUUUAAUCCUUAUUACACGCUAAUGCCAGUCAGGUAUCCAACAGCUGUGAGUACAAGGACGAACCCUGCGUUCGUUCCCUUUGCAAGCUGUACAACUCCCAAUAAGGAAAUGGGCAUUUGCGCAGAGAGCGGAGCUUGCAUUCGAAGUGGUGGCCGGGCCAGUGGCACUUGUGACCUCGGCCGUGUUUGUUGUGUCAACGUUGUGUCCAACACCUGCGAUGAUGAAGACAGGCAGGUGGUUACACUGGACAACACGUAUUGGCUGUCUCCUACGACUGGCCUUAGUUCAACUACGAGCAGCUGCAGUUUGACCGUCAAGCUGGACGCCACUUUACCAGAGCAAGGAAAGGCCGUCUGUCAAGUCCGUUUGACGUUCGUGUUGUUCACCAUCGCCCAACCGAAUGCAGAAUCCGUUUGCAACACGGACACAUUCGAUGUGGCAGGUGCCUCUAACAAGAUCCCGACUAUUUGCGGGGACAACGAGGGACAACACAUGUACCUUAAUGUGCCAUCUUCAGACACCUCUCCAACUGACUUGCAGUUGUCAUUCAAUUUUGGAACGAAUUCGAACUCUAUCCGCGCUUGGAACAUUCUCAUUUCCAUGAUACCUUGUGAUUCGGUGAAUCUCGCGCCAUUGGACUGCCUGCAGUACUUCACCGCACGAACGGGAACAGUGCGUUCGUUUAACUGGAGGGAUGUUGCAGGAACGCGUACCCGACAAUUGGCCAAUCAGGAUUAUAGCAUCUGUUUCAAAACAAUGCCCGGUUUCACGAAGACUUUAUGCUUGACGCCGUGUACGGUAACAUCAACUCAAAUGCCAUUCAGCAUCAGCGUUGCGUCUACCAUUGCAGUGGCGGGCAGAGUGCCGGUACCAGCUGUGCCUACACCAAACCAGAGCCAACUCGCCCCUCUGAAUUGUAAUAACGAUUACCUGGUCAUUCCGGGUGGGUACAAUAGUGCAAAGCCACCGUCCGUCGAUAACAUGGCUUACGAUCGCUAUUGCGGAGAGAGGCUCAACGCUUUGCCCGGCAACGUAGCAUCUACAACUGUUUGCACCACUGCGACGCCAUUUAGGCUUUUAUUCCGCACCAAUGGCGACGAGACGACGACGACGCCAACUCCCGAUUCACGCACCAAUGGAAAUCGUGGAUUCUGUCUCACUUUCCGAAAUCAAUAAUUCACGCAAUUCAAUCGCCUUAUUGUCAUUGUUAUAG
Molecule: messenger RNA, 1312 nt
Organism: Daphnia carinata
Lineage: Eukaryota; Metazoa; Arthropoda; Branchiopoda; Diplostraca; Daphniidae
Exons: 8
Coding region: 73-1275 (400 amino acids)
Source: RefSeq, a predicted model, not a curated record